Molecule: messenger RNA, 906 nt
Organism: Parnassius mnemosyne (clouded apollo)
Lineage: Eukaryota; Metazoa; Arthropoda; Insecta; Lepidoptera; Papilionidae
Source: the annotation of a GenBank genome assembly
AUGGAGCUGGAACAGAAUCCUAAUCAUCCUAAUGAAAAUAAUUUUCACCAAUAUACACUAUUUGAUAUCUCAAAAGAUCCUGGACUGAAAGAUGACGAUGGCAAUGAGUUACCCCGACCGUUUACUAAAAAUCAAAUGCGAAAAUGGUUAAAGAAAGUUAGGUGGGAAAAUAAUAAACAUGAAAAACGUGCUAAGGAAAAAGCACGUGCUAAAGAAAGGAGAAGAAAUGCUCGUUCUGCUAAUAUUGACCUAGGUCCAAGCAGAAAAUCAUUAAAGAAAAUGAAAUUAGAAAAACCGAAAAAGAAUAUAGGGAUUAUAAUAGAUCUUAGUUUUGAUCAUCUCAUGAUAGAAAAAGAUAGGUUUAAAGUAAUAAAACAAAUUUUAAGAUGUUAUUCAAUAAAUAGGCGUUCUGACACACCAUUAAAGUUUCAUAUUACAAGUUUUGGCGAUAAGUCUAAAAGUGAUAUUUCAAGACAUAACGGUUAUGAGAACUGGGAUGUUGAGUAUCACGAGAAACCUUAUCUAGAUGUGUUUUCAAAAGACAAGCUGGUAUACUUAUCAAGUGAAUCAGAUAAUAUUAUCGAAACCUUUGAAGAAGAUACUUAUUAUAUAAUUGGCGGCUUGGUUGAUCAUAAUCAGCAUAAGGGACUUUGCCACAAAAUUGCUGUAGAACAGGGCAUAAGACAUUGUCAGUUACCUUUAACUAAAUAUGUCAAUAUGAAAACAAGGAAGGUUUUAACAAUUGACCAUGUGUUUGAGAUAGUUCUUAGAGUAUGUGAAGGAGUUCCUUGGCAAGACGCUCUUUUAAAAGUAUUACCACUAAGAAAAGGAGCACAUGUUAGCCAAAGUUUAUGUGAUUCAACAUCAAGUGAAGAUAUUUCUAAUCAAAGUACAAAUGGUACAUGA